Gastrolobium bilobum is the source of this 1957-nucleotide messenger RNA. Its product is annotated as DUF21 domain-containing protein At1g47330. Bases 74 to 1549 code for a protein of 491 amino acids. Gene Ontology annotation, biological process: magnesium ion homeostasis. The transcript is spliced from 12 exons. The record is from RefSeq and is a predicted model, not a curated record. Gene Ontology annotation, cellular component: intracellular membrane-bounded organelle. NCBI's taxonomy places the organism in Eukaryota, Viridiplantae, Streptophyta, Magnoliopsida, Fabales, Fabaceae.
AUAAAAGAGAACAAGCUGUUCUGUUCUGUUCUGUGUGUUGUGUCCAGAGAGAGAGAGAGAGAGAGAGAGAGAGAUGGCGGCUGAUGUGCGGUGCUGUGAAACAAAAUUUUGGUUGUACCUGGUUGUGAUUGUAGGGUUGGUGUGCUUUGCGGGGCUAAUGGCUGGUCUCACUCUCGGUCUCAUGUCUUUGGGUCUCGUCGACCUCGAGGUUCUCAUCAAGUCUGGUCGUCCUCAGGAUCGCAUCCAUGCUGCCAAAAUUUUUCCGGUGGUUAAGAAUCAGCAUCUUCUGCUUUGCACACUUUUAAUUGGAAACUCCUUAGCCAUGGAGACUCUUCCCAUUUUUCUUGAUGCGCUUGUGCCUCCCUAUGCAGCAGUCUUGAUUUCUGUCACCCUCAUCCUCAUGUUUGGAGAGAUAUUGCCGCAAGCAGUUUGUACUCGAUAUGGAUUGACUGUUGGAGCAACACUGGCCCCACUUGUUCGUGUUCUUCUUCUAGUAUUCUUGCCCAUUUCUUAUCCAAUCAGCAAGGUUCUUGAUUGGAUGUUGGGUAAAGGACAUGCUGCUCUUUUAAAGAGGGCCGAGCUCAAGACUUUUGUCAAUUUUCAUGGGAAUGAGGCUGGUAAAGGAGGAGAUUUAACACAUGAUGAGACAACCAUCAUAACUGGUGCACUUGAAUUGACUGAGAAGACUGCAAAAGAUGCCAUGACUCCCAUAUCAAAGGCAUUUUCCCUUGAUCUGGAUGCAACUCUAAAUUUGGAGACACUGAAUUCAAUAAUGACAAAAGGUCAUAGUAGAGUUCCAGUUUAUGCAGGAGAGCCAACAAAUAUUAUUGGACUGGUUCUGGUUAAAAAUCUCUUUAUGGUUGAUUCAAGGGCUGCAGUUUCUCUAAGAAAAAUGAUCAUUAGAAAAAUUCCUCGUGUUUCAGAGAACAUGCCUCUGUAUGAUAUACUGAAUGAAUUUCAGAAGGGUCACAGUCAUAUUGCAGUUGUGUAUAGGGAUCUAAAUGAUAAAAGGGAAGCACCCAAAAAAGUUAAAGAUGGGGAACAACUUGAGUUUAAGGACAGCUGUAAGAACAAAGGAGAAACCACACCCUUAGAUAUAGGUGCUAAAUUGGAGUCACGCGAUACUUUGACUACUAUUACUAAGAUUGAUGGCGGUGCACAGGUCAAGAAAAGCCCACCAGCAACUACUGCUUAUAAAAAGCGACACAGAGGUUGUUCAUAUUGCAUCCUGGACAUUGAUAAUGCCCCCCUGCCAAUAUUUCCACCCAAUGAAAUGGUUGUUGGUGUUAUUACAAUGGAGGAUGUCAUCGAAGAACUUCUUCAGGAGGAGAUCCUAGAUGAAACUGAUGAAUAUGUCAAUAUCCAUAACAAGAUAAAAGUAAACAUGAAUGCUUCUAAGGAUAAGGCCCCUGAUGCAAAUCUGUUGCAGCCUUCUCCUUUAGCAGUUCAAGGACACACACCAACGAAUUCGAUUUCUACAGCUACUUCUGCAACGGGCUCACCUACCACAAUUGAACCAAUCUCUGAAAGCGAGUCUCUCAGGCAUUAGUAAUUCAUUCAUGAAGAAUAGGAGAAUAACAUAGGUUUGUGUUGAAAAGGCAGAGCAGUAUAUAGUUUUUGUAAAAGUUUCCAUGAAUGACAUUAUGCUAUUAGGGUUAUAUAAGUAUAAUAUUACAGGAGGAAAAAAAAAUUUCUCGCAGACACAGUAAAGAGGUAGGGUUCACUUUUUUUUUUUUUUUUUUUUUUAUCAGUCCACUUUCUCUCUCCUCUUCUUUGCUGUGUUUGCUGAAAUUUUUAUUUUCCUGUUGUAACAUGAUACUUAUAUAACCCAUGUUAUUAUGCAGAAAGGAACACUAUAUAUAUAUAGAAUAUAUUUAAAUGUUAAAUAUUCCUGUUGCAUCAUUUCCUAAAGAGUAUUGUAUGUCUGUAUUGUAACACAUCCAGCGAGACACUCAUU